CGGGAACUCGGGGCCCCCGGCAGCGAGGCCGGCAAGUUGUGGAGUUGGCCUCGGGCUCGCCGGCCGGUCCUGGGUCAAGUGGCGGCCGCCGUUUGCCCUGCGAGCGGGGCACGGGUGGCUGGGUGACCAGGCAGGGGUCGUGCCCCGCUCGGCUGCCCCCUCGGCCCCAAGUCCGGGGCGCUUCUCGCCGCGCAGCUCUCGGUCCUGCUGCCCCGGGCGUCCUGGGCGGCGCCGGGCGCAGCUCCCCGCCUCUGGCCCGGGUGCCUCCCUGCUCAGAGCUCUCCGGAUUCCCGGUGGGGAAAAGUGAGUAGGAAGAAGGACAGCGCUCCCGGCUCCUGCCAGACCCCAAGGCCCGGCCCGUCAGUACUUGUCCUUCCCUUCCCCAGGGGAGUGUUUGGAUUGUGAGCUAUUUAAGAACUCUGUUCUCAGGACCCAUUAUUUUAACAUGUGGGAGAAAUACAUCCAGAAGAUGCACCCUAGACUGAAGAAGGAGCAGGGAAUCUGAAGACUCCAGAUAACAUCAGAGCUAUUUUUCAACAGCCUUCUCAGUUUCCUUUCUCAGAAAGCAGAGACUCAAACCUUAGAAACAGAUGGAUCCAAUGCAACAUUUUUAGCAGAAUGUGCUUUGUAACAAAAAGUUCAUGAAGAUCUUUUCUUCAAAGAUGGGGAACAUUUUUAAAACAGAGUGUACCCUAACCCUGAUAUUUGCAUUUAAUGAGGAAAAAGAUGAAGGAGAAACAGGAUAUUCACUAAGGAUUAUACCUGCUUGCUGCUGCAGAUCUAUGGGCUAAGGAAUUCUGCUGCUGCUUGCUUAGGAAUUGAUCAGCUCUGUCAUCAGACUGCAUUAGAGUUUGCUUGCUUUUUAUCUUUACAUUGCCAGAAGAAAUCCUGGUCGGAAUGUAACAGUUACAUCACUAAUUACUAUGGAAGGUGAUAAACUGACACUCACUUUUUAAAGUUACAUCUCAUUCACCCACAGAAAACCAUUCUUUAAAGCGAAUAGAAACCAAGCCCUUGUGAACACUUCUAUUGAACAUGACUCAUGGAGAAGAGCUUGGCUCUGAUGUGCACCAGGAUUCUAUUGUUUUAACUUACCUAGAAGGAUUACUAAUGCAUCAGGCAGCAGAGGGAUCAGGUACUGCCGUCGACAAAAAGUCUGCUGGGCGUAAUGAAGAAGAUCAGAACUUUAACAUUUCUGGUAAUGCAUUUCCCACCUGUCAAAGUAAUGGUCCAGUUCUCAAUACACAUACAUAUCAGGGAUCUGGCGUGCUGCAUCUCAAAAAAGCCAGACUAUUGCAGUCUUCUGAGGACUGGAAUGCAGCGAAGCGGAAGAGGCUGUCUGAUUCCAUCGUAAAUUUAAACGUAAAGAAGGAAGCUUUGCUAGCUGGCAUGGUCGACAGUGUGCCUAAAGGCAAACAGGAUAGCACAUUACUGGCCUCUUUGCUUCAGUCAUUCAGCUCCAGGCUGCAGACUGUUGCUCUGUCACAACAAAUUAGGCAGAGCCUCAAGGAGCAAGGAUAUGCCCUCAGUCAUGAUUCUUUAAAAGUGGAGAAAGAUUUAAGGUGCUACGGUGUUGCAUCAAGUCACUUAAAAACUUUGUUGAAGAAAAGUAAAGCUAAAGAUCAAAAGCCUGAUACCAAUCUUCCUGACGUAACUAAAAACCUCAUCAGAGAUAGGUUUGUAGAGUCACCUCACCAUGUUGGACAAAGUGGAACAAAGGUCAUGAGCGAACCCUUGUCAUGUGCUGCAAGAUUACAAGCUGUUGCAAGCAUGGUGGAAAAAAGGGCUAGUCCUGCCACUUCACCCAAACCUAGUGUUGCUUGUAGUCAAUUAGCAUUACUCCUUUCAAGCGAAGCCCAUUUACAGCAGUAUUCUCGAGAACAUGCUUUAAAAACACAAAAUGCGAAUCAAGCGGCAAGUGAAAGACUUGCUGCUAUGGCCAGAUUACAAGAAAAUGGCCAGAAGGAUGUUGGCAGUUUCCAGCUCUCAAAAGGAAUGUCAGGCCAUCUUAAUGGUCAGGCAAGAACAUCAUCAAGCAAACUAAUGGCUAGCAAAAGUGCAGCAUUUCAGAAUCCAAUGGGUAUCGUUUCUUCUUCCCCCAAAAAUGCAAGCUGUAAGAACUCACAGGAAAGAAACAACGUAAAACAAGCUGCUAAUAAUAGUUUGCUUUUACAUCUUCUUAAAAGCCAGACCAUACCUAAGCCAAUGAAUGGACACAAUCACAGUGAGAGAGGAAGCAUUUUUGAGGAUAGUAGUACACCUACAACUAUUGAUGAAUACUCAGAUAACAAUCCUAGUUUUACAGAUGAUAGCAGUGGUGAUGAAAGUUCUUACUCCAACUGUGUUCCCAUAGACUUGUCUUGCAAACACAGAAUUGAAAAACCAGAACCGGACCAGCCCGUUUCUCUGGAUAACUUAACUCAGUCCUUGCUGAACACUUGGGAUCCAAAAGUCCCCGAUGUAGAUAUCAAAGAAGAUCAACAUACCUCAAAGAAUUCUAAGCUAAAUUCACACCAGAAAGUAACACUUCUUCAGUUGCUACUUGGCCAUAAGAAUGAAGACAAUGUAGAAGGAAACAGCAGCCCUCAGGAAAUACAGAGUGAUGUGACAAAGUUUAAUACACAGACUUAUAUGAGGACUUCUGUGAUAGAAAGUCCCAGUACACAUAGGACUACUCCAGUGAGCACUCCACCAUUACUUGCAUCCACCAAAGCAGAGUCUCCCAUCAAUCUUUCCCAGCACUCUCUGGUCAUCAGAUGGAAUUCACCAUACACCUGUGGCACUCAGUCUGAAAAGCCAACAAAUAUCACAUCUAACCACUUAAUGGACCUUACGAAAAGCAAAGAAUCACAAGGAGAGAAACCAGUCCAAAAUGAAGAUGCACAAAACUCUGCAACUUUCAGUGCCAGUAAACUGUUACAAAAUUUAGCACAGUGUGGAAUGCAGUCUUCUACUUCAGGAGAAGAGCAGAGACCCAGUAAACAACUGCCAACUGUAAAUACAGAUAAACCUAUAGGUAUGAUCGAUAGAUUAAGUAGCCCUCUGCUCCCAAAUAAAACAAAUGCAGUUGAAGAAAACAAAGCAUUCAAUAGUCAAGCAACAGGUUCUGAAGCAAGACUUUCUGGUUCUGAAAUAGAAAAUCUGCUCGAAAGGCGCACUGUCCUCCAGUUGCUCCUGGGAAACCCCAACAAAGGGAAGAGUGAAAAGAAAGAGAAAAUUCCUUUAAGAGAUGAGAGUACUCAGGAACAUACAGAUAGAGCUUUAAGUGAACAAAUAUUGAUGGUAAAAAUAAAAUCUGAGCCUUGUGAUGACUUACGUGUUCAUAAUACAAGUGUGCACUUGGGCCAUGAUGCUAAGGGUGCCCCAUUCUUAGGUAUGGCUCCUCCAGUGCAAAGAAGCGCAGCUGCCUUACCAGCUUCCGAGGACUUUAAAUCGGAACCUGUUUCACCUCAGGAUUUUUCUUUCUCAAAAAAUGGUCUAUUAAGUCGAUUGCUGAGACAAAAUCAAGAGAGUCACCUGGAAGAUGAUCUGAACAACAGUCACAGAAAUAGUGAACUGACACUCCUGGAAUCAAAGAAUCUUUGUAUGGUCCCUAAAAAAAGGAAGCUUUAUACUGAGCCAUUAGAAAAUCCAUUUAAAAAGAGGAAAAGUCACAUAGUUGAUGCUGCAAACAGUCACAGUGCUUCAGAGGUACUGUAUGGGUCCUUGAUAAACCAGCAAGAGCUGAAAUUUAGCAGAAAUGAUCUUGAAUUUAAAUAUCCUGCCAGCCAUGGUUCAGCUAGUGAAAGUGAACAUAGGAAUUGGGCCAGAGAGAGCAAAAGCUUCAAUGUUCUGAAACAGCUGCUUCUCUCAGAAAACUGUGUGAGAGAUUUGUCUCAGCACAGGAGUAACUCUGUCGUCGAGAGUAAAAAGAAAGGACACAAAAAUAAUGUGCCCAGUAGCAAACCUGAAUUCAGCAUUUCUUCUUUAAAUGGACUGAUGUACAGUUCCACUCAGCCCAACAGUUGCAUGGAUAACAGGACAUUUCCAUACCCAGCAGUAAAAACUCCCGCGAGUCCUCCUUUUCCUGAGCACUUGGGUAGUGUAGUUUCUAGAUCAGAAUCUGGGCUUCUGAAUGGAUGUUCCAUGCCCAGUGAGAAGGGACCUAUUAAGUGGGUUAUCACAGAUGUGGAUAAGAAUGAGUAUGAAAAAGAUUCUCCAAGACUGACCAAAACUAACCCGAUACUGUAUUACAUGCUCCAGAAAGGAGGCAAUUCUGUUACCAGUCGAGAAACACAGGAUAAGGACAUUUGGAGGGAGCCUUCAUCUGCUGAAAGUGUCUCACAGGUUACAAUCAAAGAAGAGUUACUUCCUGCUGUAGAAACUAAAGCUUCUUUCUUUAAUUUAAGAAGCCCUUAUAAUAGCCAUAUGGGAAAUAAUGCCUCUUGCCCACACAGUGCAAAUGGAGAAGUUUAUGGACUUGUGGGAAAUGUGCUAACAAUAAAAAAGGAAUCAGAAUAAAAUAUACCUGCCAUUCAGCUUUGAUCUUUUUAAAACUAAUUAGUAUGAACUUGAGAUCUGUAUAAAUAAGAGCAUGAUUUGAGAAAAGCAUGGUAUAAUUGAAACUUUUUUCAUUUUGAAAAGUAUUGGUUACUGGUGAUGUUUAAAUAUGCAUACUACUUUUUGCUUUACGUUAGAUGUCAUGAGGAAACUACUGAACUAGCAACUGGUUGUUUAACACUUCUGUAUGCAUCAGACAACUGUGAGUAGCCUAUGAAUGAAAUUCUUUAUAAACACAGAUAAUAGGCAUAAAUUAAAAUGUAAAUUUCCAUCCAUAGUGGAUUAAUGCAUUUUGCUGCCUUUAUUAGGGUAAUUUAUUUUGCUUUUCAGAAGUCAGCCUAUGUAACACAUUUUUUUAAAGUCCAAAUUGUUAAAUAACUCUUUAAAGGGUAAUUUAUGAAUAAAGGUCCUAGUGCCGAUUCAUUUUUCAUUAUCCAAUUCAAAAAUAAAUUAGAAAAAAAUAUGCUUACAUUUUUCACUUUUGCUAAAAAGCAUAUUUAUUUUUAACUCUUGGAAAGGGUUUUGUGGUUCCCAAUGUGUCCGUUCCACCCCAGUCCUUUUCAAUAUCUUUCAUUAAACCUUGUACUACUUAGUAAAAAUUGAUUACAAUUGACGGACAUUUGAUAGACCCUUAAAAAAAAAGGUAGAUUUCCAUUUUUGUAUUGUAACUACUUUGUUAAAUUAAUAUUCCUCCUUUUACAGAAUUAGGAAAGUUAACAUUUAUCUUCAGAUGGUUUCCUGAAUAGUCGAAUACUUAAGUUGUUUUUAACAGAAGCAAAAUGGCUUUUCUUUGGACAGUUUUCACCAUCUCUUGUAAGUUAUUUCUCACCUUUACUGUGGUACCUAUGAGUCUCAUGACCAGGCUUUCUUAAAGCUGGACUCAGACCACAUGUAUUAGAAACAUCUGGAGCACUUGUUUUAAAAUGCAGAUUCCUAGGCAGCAUCUCAGCUCUACAGAGAAGAAUCUCUGCAAAGUGGACCUGGGAAUCUUCCAUCUGCAUCUUAACACAUUUAAUAAGAAACUCCCUAGGUGUUCCUUCUACACACUGAAGUUUCGGAACUAUCGCUUAUAACUUUUCUCAGAACACAGGACUGUAAAAAAACUAUUUGAUGCCUAUAUUUUCCCCAAUACAGCCACACAUCAACUAAAUAUUUGCAAUAUUGUAGUUCAUAUAUUACCGUUAUAUCUUUGGAUAUCAGGUUCAGAACACUUUUUAUGACAAAAAAAUUGGGUGAAGGGGACAACUUUCAUAUCUGGCUCAACAUCUCAGGAAAAUCUGUGAUUAUUAUGUGUUCUAAUGAGUAACAUCUACUUAAUUAGCCUUAGGGAUGGAAAAACAGGGCCACUUAUCAAACUCAGGUGAUUCCAGGGUGGUUUGGAAACUUCUCCUGAAUACAUCCUUAACUUCUUUUAAAAUCAUUGUCCUAAUAACAGUGCUGAAAAGAUGAAAACAUUUAUUUCAAACUCAAGAAAGGCACUAAACUCAGAUCAACUAAACAGAAAAGUUCAAAGGGUACAUAUACGUGACAGUAUAAUUGUACGCAGUCACUUCAUUGAUCUAGUAUUUUAAAAUAGUGGUUAAAAGUAAACAUUGAUGUUGUCUUGGAAGAACUUAACAUAUUAUUGAGCCACAUGUGGUUCCAAUCUGGAAAUAAAGUCCGUGUUUUUAAGUUUAGUUUUUGUAAUCCACAAUUCAUUCUCCGGAUAUUUUUGUUUUUAAUCAUGAACCAGAUUGGCAACUGACCUAUCGAAAAUUGUUAUAUAAUCAACUAUUAGAAGGAAAUCUAUUUGAAGUUGUUCUACUCAAAGUUAUUUUUAAAAUUUUUAUAUUAAAAAUGGGUGUUAUUUCCUAAUAUGACCUAAAAACUAUAUUUUUUUUCUCAAAAUGAUUUGUUAAUAGUUAUUGGAUAUAUCAUAAAAUAAUAGGAGUGAAUAUUAUGCUAUAUCAUGGAGAGAUGACGGCAUAUGCUUAUUCUGAAAUGAAAAUUCUACUGACCAGUAAAUAUAUUCUACUCCAUCCUAUAUUUACUCUGUGACAAUCUUAUUGUCUACACUCUAUAAAUAAGGUUUUAAACAAGUCAUUUCUGCCAUUGUGAAAAAUCUGGAGCCUUUGAGGUAUACUACAAAAAAUGAGCUUUUACAAAUUAGGUCAGGGAAAGGAACAUCAAGGGCCAGCAUUGUUUUUGUUUUGUUUUGUUUUGUUGAGGGUUUUUUUGCUUGUUUCUUUGGUUGGUUGGUUGGUUGUUUUUGUUGUUAACUGUUAAAGGAAUGAGGGUAUAUAAUACAUACAUAAAUAUGACCACACGCAAUGUUAUUCUGAUUUACUAGAACAUGUCCACAGCUUGAGUUUAGGAUGAUUUUGAAGAAGAGCAGUGAGAAAGGACAUACAUCCAUAAAUUCACUUUGUUUAAUGCAUAUGUAGAUAAAAGGAUGCAUAUAUACCCAUUUUCAAGGACUAUUUUAGAUAUCUGGACAUUCUCUUCCUAAUGAAGUCAUUUGUGAAAGGGUACUGCAGCUCUCAUUGACAUCGGUAAGGUAGCGUUACCUCUUUAUUCUCUGCUGCAUCUUACAGAAGAGUAAACUGGUGAGAGUAUAUAUUUUAUAUAUAUAUAUAUAGACUUGUUACAUGAAGAUGUUAAAAUCAGUUUUUAAAGGUGAUGUAAAUAGUGAUUUCUUUAAUGAAAAAUACAUAUUUUGUAUUGUUCCAAUGCAACAGAAAAGCCUUUUAAUCUCUUUGGUUUCUGUAUAUUCCAUGUAUAAGUGUAAAUAUAAUCAGACAGGUUUAAAAAUUGUGCAUGUAUACAGUUGCAAGUCUGGACAAAUGUAUAGAAUAAACCUUUUAUUUAAGUUGUGAUUACCUGCUGCAUGAAAAGUGCAUGGGGGACCCUGUGCAUCUGUGCAUUUGGCAAACUGUCUUAAGUCAAAUCGGAUGUUCAUCCCAACAUGACAGUAUUCCAUUCCUGGACAUGACUUCCGUGGUUUAAGCUUUGUGAAAGGAUGUGCUUUGAGUCCAAGGGUCUUAAAACUUUUUAAAAUCAAGUCAACCACUUUUCGACAUAAAGAGUUCACACAACUACUUUCAUGAAUUUUUUAAUCCCAUUGGAAACAAUAUAACAGGAGUAUUCCAGCAUACUGGAAUACAGGCACAUUACCAUUCAUGGUAUGAAUUCUGGGGUUUACACAACCAAUUUUGAUGUGAUAUCAGUAAUAUAAUUUGUCAUUUUUAUUAGAAACUUAAUUUCUUCAUGUGAUGUCAUGAAACUGUACAUACUGCAGUGUGAAUUUUUUUUGUCUUUUUUUUUAAUCUUUUAGUGUUUACUUCCUGCAGUGAAUUUGAAUAAAUGAGAAAAAUGCAUUAUCUCUGGUUUGAAAUGACUGUUAUUUUUUGGGUUUCUCUGGCUUUUAGGUUUUUUAUAAACAUAAAAGUCUCUAGUCAUGAAAAUAGCAAUAAAUUUCCAAGAUUACUUUGCCCUUCUCAGAAACAUGAACAAAACAAAACCAAAAAAAAAAAAGGCCAGCAAGUUAGUGUAUUUAGAGACAGGGCAAUUGAGCAUA
This is a messenger RNA of Pteropus alecto (black flying fox), 8095 nucleotides long. It is a transcript of the gene NRIP1, whose product is annotated as nuclear receptor interacting protein 1. Gene Ontology annotation, molecular function: signaling receptor binding; transcription coregulator activity. The record is from RefSeq and is a predicted model, not a curated record. Gene Ontology annotation, biological process: regulation of transcription by RNA polymerase II. Lineage: Eukaryota; Metazoa; Chordata; Mammalia; Chiroptera; Pteropodidae. The transcript is spliced from 5 exons. Gene Ontology annotation, cellular component: nucleus. Bases 1036 to 4500 code for a protein of 1154 amino acids.